AUGAGAUUCAAGACAAAAUCUGGGGAAUUUGCAACAAUCUCCACAUUAUAUACUGCUCAUCCAGUUCUAUUCAAACCCAGUCACAUUACACUCUACGAAACCCGCACGUUGAGAAAUAGGAGGGCGAUUGACAAAAUCGCCACGCGAAGCCAUUUUCUUAAACUCCUACGUCCCCUUUAUGACGGCAUGAGUUCACUUCUGCAAACUAUACGGCGCUCCCGCUUAGUUGCAAAGCGUAUACAAUAUCCGAGUCAAUGCACUUUGGAUGACUACCUAUUCCUUCACGGAAUCAGGGGCCAUGAAAGUGGGACCCCUCGCCUGCUUCCCAUCAUCGUACUGGACUCCUUGUUAGAAUAUAUGGACCGAUGGUCCUUCGGUGAUCCCGAGACGGCUCCUUGUACUAAAACACGUUACAUAGGGAUUCCAGCAUUCAAGUUCCCAUUCCCGUACCUCACCGACAUGCUUCGCUUCAUGUUCAGCGUGAUGCUGAAAAUUUUCAAAAAUCUGGGCGUGAUGUAUAUAAUUAUCUGGCCGGGUUUGGCCCACUCCAGUAUGGAUAAGCCGUGGAAGACGGCGGACUGGACUCAACAGCGGUUUACUGGCGCCACUCUACGAUCUUACCUUGAUGCAUACGAAGAAACUGAUCACACAAAACCCGGAUGUGAUGGAUGGGUAUUUCGAUGUGGUCAGCGGGUUUUUUUCGAAAUUCCAAGGGAUUAUGUCGCGUGGAUGGGUUUCUUGAAGCCAUUAGUUGGGGAACUGGCAAGUACGACAAGAUUUUGGGCCGAUUUCAAGGUACGAGAAUGUCUAGGUGUGAAGAGUCCCCAAAACUUAAGCUCAUGUCAUGGAGGGAUAGAGAAUAGAGAGUGUAGACAAGAUCCACUAUGA
Molecule: messenger RNA, 888 nt
Organism: Paracoccidioides lutzii Pb01
Exons: 1
Coding region: 1-888 (295 amino acids)
Source: RefSeq, a predicted model, not a curated record